CAUAAGUAGUUACAAUUUGAUGAAUUUUUUUCCAAAUCUAAAGAUUAUUGAGGUUUCGCCUUUUGCCUGUCUUAGUCUUCGAUCUUAUAAUUUGACAAAAAUGAUCAACAAUAGUUCAAAAAUAAAAGGAUUGAUUGGACUUUAUGAGCCGUUUGGGAAAAGAUUUAACUUGGAAAAUAUCGAAUUGGUUUCGUCGGAUUUCCAGUUCCAAUUUAAAAGAAUCUUUCGACCUGAUCAGUUGAAACAGAUUCGCUUUAGACGAAUACGCUUGUCAAGACUUUCUCAAAUUAUCGAAUACUUUCCGAAUUUGAAGCGAAUCAGCUUGACACUUCGUAAUGACACACAAACAAAUUACGAUGGUGCAAAUUUGGUUGGUUUGAAGAUACUCGAACUAAAGUUUCCUGACUCGUUUGGGUUUCAUCUUAUUGAUUCUUGUCCAUUUCUAGAAAGUUUAUUCUUCUAUUAUAAUGGAAGUGAUCUUUAUGUAGACGAAUCGAUGAAGAAUUUCAAUCUAAGAGAUUUGGUUAUCGAUCAUGCUCUUUUUUUUACCUGGCCAUUAAUGCGAAGAGUUUUGUCCAAAUUCCCGAAUUUACAUCAUCUUUCAAUUAGAAACAGUAAACAGAUUGACGAUAGUCAUGUGAAAGAAUUGGUGAAAAUUUUACCAGAAAUAAAAUUGUUGGACUUGAGAAGAUCAAAAGGAGUAACUUCACAAUCAGCUGAUUAUUUGAACGAAUUCUGUCUCAAAUCUCGUCGAUCCAUUGAAAUCUAUUAUGAUUGUGAAGAGGAACCAACUGAAUGGCCUAAAUUAGGAAUACCCAGAGAACCAAUUGCUUACGGAUUCGAUUUCAUGAAGCAUUGUUUUUAUAAGAAUUUUUCCUCCCUUCCGUAUCUGAUUGAUGAAUGAAAAUCUCACAAUCCUUGAAAUCUUGCGAGAACUUUUCAGCCGAUGAGACCAAGUGAAACAAGAAAAAUGGAUAAAUUUUCGUUAAUAAUUAGUAUUCAUACUAUAUCGACUCAAGCUGAUAACUCAGUCACUUCAACAAUCGACUGACUUUAAUCAAUCAAAAUGUCAACCAAAUCAUGAUGUUGAUUAUUUACUACAAUGUAAUAUUCCCACUUGAGUUGUAUUUUUUACUUUUUUACAUACAUUAUACAUAUUUACAUGUAUGUCUACUUGGCAAUUAAAAUCAUCUC
Messenger RNA from Panonychus citri (citrus red mite), 1194 nucleotides. RefSeq lists its product as uncharacterized. The coding region runs from base 20 to 904 and encodes 294 amino acids. NCBI's taxonomy places the organism in Eukaryota, Metazoa, Arthropoda, Arachnida, Trombidiformes, Tetranychidae. The record is from RefSeq and is a predicted model, not a curated record. The transcript is spliced from 4 exons.